UUGCUUCAUUCAGAAACACUAGGUGGUCACACAGAUGUUGAUUUGUGGUUUCCGCAAUACAAAUACUCUUCGCCAUUUGGACAGUUUGUUAUUUCGGAUGUAUGCGAUCUUGAAUGCUAUGAUUUUGACUCGUUUCUAACAAAACCUUGCCGGUGGAGAAACGAGAACAACGGCUGUUCAGGAGAUGAGCUCGAUUUCAUGCGCAUGCGAGGCAGAUGGGACAAGGAUGAAGGAGGGUUUUUAUUUUCCAAGCAAGAUACUCCUGAUGGAUUCUUUUUGAUAGUUGGAACAGAGAAAAAAAUGUUAUCUGAACACUAUUCUGCCAUGCUUGUAUCAGACCCAAUCCAAUGCCAACAAGGGGAUGGUAUUGUAACGCUGAGGCAUUGGACGACUCCGAGCGUUCAUAUACGUAUUUGUAUCCGACAACCAUCUAGAGGGAAACAGUACGACUGGUGUAGCGAAAAAGUAACAAGAAAUGGUACAAAACCAGCGCAAGUAACUAUUCCUGGUAGUAUCCUGUACACGUUUGAGAUAGUUAUUGAAGCAUAUAACUUCGUAUUCGAUACUUUUGGCAAAGAAGGUGGGAUGGCAGUCUUGGAUGACAUAUCAUACAACUCUUCUGCUAUUUAUAAAUGCGCUAUGAUUCCACACGUUGAUACACCGCCUACCAUAGAUGAGAACACUUGUCGUAACAUCCGCUGUAACUUCGAAGAUGAAAACUGCGUUCAAAAGCUAAAAGGAACGGGAUGGAAAACGAGUAGCAAAGCUGAAGGAUCUUUCAGUGCAGGGAUCAGAGACAAACUAGAAGGGCAUUAUGCUUAUGUGAGGGGUCCCGGAACAUUCUCUUUUCAACUAGGACAGAUUUCAUUGAACACUCAUGUUGGGCUUGAAUUUUGUUAUUAUGUCACCAGUUAUAAGGCAGCUUUGAAAAUAUAUUUGAAGCCAGCGGAUAAGGAAAAAGAUUUGAUUUUUGACAGCACAGAAAAUGCCAUAGGACAUCAAUGGCAAUGUGAAAAGUAUAUUAUGAUGAAAGGAAAUUAUGAUUAUAUUGAAUUCAUGGCCGAGAAAAUUUCAAAUGAGCACCUGAGAAUAGGAUUAGAUCAAAUAGAUCUUGUGGAUCUCUAUAAAGGCACAUCAGCUUGUUUCAACAAAACGAAAAAGUUUGAUUUCAACUUUUUUAUAAAUUAG
This is a messenger RNA of Auanema sp. JU1783, 1188 nucleotides long. The record is from the annotation of a GenBank genome assembly. NCBI's taxonomy places the organism in Eukaryota, Metazoa, Nematoda, Chromadorea, Rhabditida, Rhabditidae.